UGCCACAUCUUCCACCAGCCGUUAAAGCUUCAGCAUCGCCAGUAGCCUGGAGUAAAACAAACAAUUGGUUGAUAAUAUUUCCGCUAGAACCUUGAGAAUCAUUCAGCCUUAAAUCAUAUUUAACGUAGUUUUUUUCCCACGUGUACAUUGAAUUGGUUAACUGAAGACGUUGAAGUUGAAUUCAGUCCCCUCAAGACGACAUAAAAGUGGAACGACCAAAGCGGACUUUUCUACUGUCAAACUCCCAAAUCCUCCUGUCAAAGGAGAGGAGAAAACGGAGCAGUGUUCCAAAGAUAAAAGAGGAUCGUGGAGAGCUUCCAAGGACACUGCAGAAACAUCAACCCAACUAUUAGCCGGCUGCCAGGAACUCUGCAUCAUGGGAAAACAGAACAGUAAGCUUCGGCCCGAGGUUCUCAACGAUUUGCGAGAGAACACAGAGUUCACUGACCACGAGCUGCAGGAGUGGUACCGUGGUUUUCUCAAGGACUGCCCCACCGGCCACCUUACGGUGGAGGAAUUCAAGAAGAUCUACGCCAACUUUUUCCCUUAUGGAGAUGCUUCCAAGUUUGCGGAGCACGUCUUCCGCACAUUCGACACAAAUGGCGACGCCACCAUCGACUUCAGGGAGUUCAUCAUCGCCCUUAGCGUGACAUCACGUGGCGGGCUGGAGCAGAAACUGCGGUGGGCGUUCAGCAUGUACGACCUGGAUGGGAACGGGUACAUCAGCCGGGCAGAGAUGCUAGAGAUAGUUCAGGCCAUUUAUAAGAUGGUCUCUUCAGUGAUGAAGAUGCCCGAGGAUGAAUCUACACCGGAGAAACGCACAGAUAAGAUCUUCAGACAAAUGGACAUCGACAAUGAUGGUCGUCUGUCCUUGGAAGAGUUUAUUAAAGGUGCCAAGAGUGACCCAUCCAUUGUCCGACUGCUGCAGUCCGAUCAGGGAACCUCUCGUCAGUUCUGAGGCGAAAACCACGUACUUUUAAACAUGUGCAGCACUCCAUGUCUUUUGUUUACAUCAGGGUUUCCCAAAACUUUCAAAUUUGGUUCCUCUGCUAAAGUCAAUCAUGUACUUCCAUGACAGAAAAUUUAGUAGUAAACUAAACCAUUGACAAAAAGUUUUACCGAAAACAAAACAAAAAAUACUUCUGUGACCCAUAACCCAAUUGGGUCCAGCCCCUUAGUUUGAGAAACCCUGUAUUUCACAAUUAUAUUAUAGUGGCUUAUUUUCCUGUGCUUUGUUGCAUUUUUUCCCAUGUGUAAAAGCUUUCCACCAACUUUGUGCCAUAUCAUAUAUUUAUAUUGACUGGAUUUUUUGCAUUCAAGUAUUAAAACGAAAGCUAUGUUACAUGAACAGGGAACGAAUUACAUCACUAUGUAAAGAUUAUAAUUCACUUCAACUGUGUUGUUCCUCAGGAAUGCUUGAUGGCUGUUCUACACAAAAUAUAUACAGUGGGGCAAAUAAGUAUUUAGUCAACCACUAAUUGUGCAAGUUCUCCCACUUGGAAAUAUUAGAGAG
Messenger RNA from Corythoichthys intestinalis (scribbled pipefish), 1513 nucleotides. RefSeq names its product hippocalcin-like 1 (gene hpcal1). The transcript has 4 exons. Gene Ontology annotation, molecular function: calcium ion binding. Lineage: Eukaryota; Metazoa; Chordata; Actinopteri; Syngnathiformes; Syngnathidae. The coding region runs from base 377 to 958 and encodes 193 amino acids. The record is from RefSeq and is a predicted model, not a curated record.